Molecule: messenger RNA, 2385 nt
Organism: Saccostrea cuccullata (small rock oyster)
Lineage: Eukaryota; Metazoa; Mollusca; Bivalvia; Ostreida; Ostreidae
Exons: 2
Coding region: 1-2385 (794 amino acids)
Source: RefSeq, a predicted model, not a curated record
AUGUCAGAAGUACCUGAACAAUACAAAACUUUAUUAGAAACUUUAAAAACAAUGGGAAUUGUUCCAAAGGCUGACACACCAGCAGAUCUUGAAAAAUGGAUGAUAGCUUACUUAGAAACAAAGGAAGGAAAAUUUGUCAAAGCAGAAACAAAAGACAAGGGAUUAAAGCCGGAGUUAAAAGCUAAUUGCCAUUACGAGAAGGAGAGAUUUAAAGGAUUUGAUGAGUUGCGAGUUGCAUUAAGGAAGCUGGAGAAAGAAAAUGAAAUUGAUGUGGGGAGUAGGACAGCUCAUGUUAAGCAAGCUGUUGUGCAGGAAAAAGAUGAAGUUCAAGGGAUGCUGAAACAAAUUACUCAUCGGCUUAAUAACCUAGAGCUACAAAGCAGGGUAGAAGUCAGUUCAGAGGUUCAGCAACCUACAGGACAAGAAACAGAGGCUGUAUUAGAAGAAGACAUUGGAGUUACCCUAGGAGAUCAGAAGGUGAAUAUAGAUCACAACAACGUGAUCAGCCUGACCAAAGCAGCACAGCCGCAAGUCUAUGAGGAGAGAUCGUCCAUAGAAUCGAUUCCAAUAAGAUCAAGGAAAUUACCACCUGGUUUAUGUGGAGAACCAACAGAAGCUACUAUUCUUGUUAACGGCAUAGAAACAAAGGCACUCAUAGAUACAGGUUCUACAAUAUCAACAAUGAGUAAAAAGUUCUACUUGGAUUAUUUUCAGCAUGUGCCUAUUGAGGACAUAGGAGCCUUAAUUAAUAUUGAAUGUGCCGACGGCAAACAUCUGCCAUAUGAGGGUUGUAUUGCAGUAGAUUUACAAAUACAAGAUAUGGAUAACCCGGUACCAUCAAUUUUGUUGAUCAUUCCUGACAGCCCGUAUAAUCUCAAAGUACCUGUUUUGUUGGGAACCAAUAUCUUGAAUACUUUAAUGGAAACAUUUCAAAGGAAACAUGGAGACAGAUAUUUAGAUAAAUCCAAAUUAACAACACCAUGGUAUUUAUCGUUCCGUUCCAUUCUACUCAGGGAAAAGGAACUUAGAAGAAACAAUUUUAGACUGGGACUGGUAAGAAGUGCGGAAAAAAACACCAUUCGCAUACAGCCAAACUCGAGAGUAAUUGUCAGAGGAUAUAUAAAUAAAGCUUUACCCUACCAACAGACGUUAGCGAUGUUACAACCUACCAUCAAGUCAAGAAUAGAUAAUGAUAUAGACAUAGAACCAUCCUUGAUUGAAUACAAGAGUGCUGUGUUACAUCCAGUAGAUGUCUAUAUGAGUAACAUUACUACUAGAACAGUUACCAUACUACCAAAGGAAAUUCUAUGUGAAAUACAGCCUGUCACAGAAACAGAUCUUGAGCCACCAGUGACUAAAACAGAAGGAGACUUGGAACAAGAUGUUUUGAACCUGAUUACAAUGGACGAGGAAAACCUAUCCCCUGAUGAGAUUGAAGAAGGAAAACAGCUGAUUGAGAGCUAUAGGGAUAUAUUUUCGAGAAGUGAUACAGAUGUUGGGCAAGCAAGGAAUGUGUAUCACAAGAUUGAGUUAGAGGAUGAUAGAAACUUCAAGCAGAGAUACAGACGAAUUCCACCAGCAAUGAUAAAUGAAGUACGAGAACAUCUGAAGCUGUUGCUCAGAUCUGGAAUCAUAAGAAAAUCCCAUUCACCGUGGUCAUCAAAUGUAGUACUAGUAAAGAAGAAAGACAACUCCUUACGGCUGUGCAUUGAUUUUAGACAACUAAACAAAAAGACCAAGGAUGCAUAUGCCCUACCUCGGAUAGAGGAAAUGCUGGAUUGUUUAGCGGGGAACAAAUAUUUUUCGGUCCUAGAUUUAAAAUCCGGAUACCAUCAGGUGGAAAUUUUUGAACCACAUAAAGAGAGAACUGCCUUCACGGUAGGACCUUUAGGUCUGUAUGAAUUCAAUCGAAUGCCUUUUGGAUUGACGGGAGCACCCGCAACUUAUCAACGCUUAAUGCAAGAAACUUUAGGAGAUCUACAUUUGAAAAUUUGCUGUAUUUUCAUUGACGAUAUCAUUGUAUUUUCCUCUACAUUUCAACAACAUUUGGAACGACUAAAAUUAGUUUUCGACCGUAUCCGUGCAGCCAAUCUCAAAUUGUCACCCAAGAAAUGCUCCUUAUUCAAAAGAAAAGUGAAGUAUGUGGGACAUGUUGUUUCCAGCGAGGGAGUAGAGACGGAUCCAGACAAGAUAUCAAAGGUAGUUGACUGGCCUACACCUACAAAUCCUGAAGAGAUAAGGAAGUUUAUAGGCUUUGCAGGAUAUUUUAGAAGAUUUAUUCAGAAUUUUAGCCAGAUUUCUAAACCAUUGACAGAGUUAUUUCCUAGUACAUCCAAAAAGAAGAAAAAGAAAAUUGUAAAAGAAUGGGAAUGGGGUGAGAAAUAG